Molecule: messenger RNA, 4262 nt
Organism: Tetranychus urticae (two-spotted spider mite)
Lineage: Eukaryota; Metazoa; Arthropoda; Arachnida; Trombidiformes; Tetranychidae
Source: RefSeq, a predicted model, not a curated record
UUUUAUUAUUUUUUACGGUGGCGCCUUAAAGGGUAUUAAACCUAAACAAAAACAUCUUUAAUAAAUUGAUGGCAUGAAUUUCAUGCUAUAUUCUGUCUUUAUUUUCAUUCAUUUUACGAUUAAUGACUGUAUAUUUAUUGCAUGAUCGAAUUUUAAAACUGUGGUUUUUGCUUGUUACUUCAAUGCUAAUGAUCAUCUGCUUUGUAAUCUGUUAAACUCAUCAUUGCUAUUUGGAGAGUUCAUCUGGAAAUAUGUCAGAUAGUUUUUUACCGGCAUCCACAAGUAGUAACAACCUACCUCGAGGAUUGGUGAGUAAAUCGGGUCUACCAUUAAAUCCAAACCAAAGGUUACCCUCCUUGAGAUCAAGCUUAUCAAAACCUAGUUUACUUUUCCAAUCAAGUGCCUCCUUCAACCAAAAUCUCUUAACUCUGAACAAAUCUCCUGUGAAACGAGCUUACGAACCCAAUAUGCCGGAUUGCAGGAAAUCAAAUGAGAGUAAACCCUUUCAAAAUUGUGUCAAGCAAGGUAAAAAUGACUGGAAAGGAUCUCCUCUCAAAGCAAAAAGACAAACUACCAAAAAACCGAAAAAACUUAUCCAAUUGGAGUCACCUGUAUUCACUGGAGAUUCAAGAACGACUCGUAAAACUCCGUCAGAGACUACGAAAUCAGAGAAAAAAUCCAAGGGCAAAAAAGCACCAAACUCAUCAUUAUCUUCUACAUUCCAGGAACAGACAGAAGAUUCAAUUGAACCAGCAUUCAUUGAAGGAAAACUCUAUCAAGAUGACUUUAUUGAUAGGUCCAACGAUAAGGAAAGUGGAAACAUUGAGCAUCUACCUCAAGGAUGGGAAAGCUUAUCAUUACCGACACCAAAGUCAUCCUCUAACUCUAUUAAUGAAGAUUGGUUAUCAAGCUCAAAAGGAGAUAAAUUCUUUCUAUUCCAGUUGCCCAAAAUGUUUGAGAAUAACGCUAACAUGAAAUUGGGUAAACUCAGAGUAUAUGAGAGUGGGAAAGUUGAAUUAGUUGAUAAUCCAAGUGACUUAACUUUCGAAAUCGCUAAAGUCGGACAUCCAGAAGUAAAUAUUUUAAACAACACCCCAGUCUCAUUGGAUAACGCAUCAAUCAAUAAAACUGAAGAAAAUGUUGAUGUGAAACAAAUAACUCAAGACUUUGUUGCACCCGUAAUUAAUCGAGAAGUUGUCGUGUAUUCUGGAAGGAAUCUCGUUUGUCUUGGUAAACUUGAAGCUGGUGCAGCUAUAGUGAUACCUAAAAUACUUAAUAAUGGCUGAAAAUUCGUUGAGCAAUAUUAUAUUCAAAUUAUAAUGCCCUUUUAAAACAAUCUUUAAUUCUGUCUCACCAAUUGACACAUUUUUUAUUAUUUAAAUACAUUCGGAUCAGAUCUGACCAUUAUUCAAUGACGCCAGUUUCCGUUUACUUGAAAUCCACCUUUAUCUCUGAUGUUUAAUCUCACAACUAAUUUUUUUAAAGUCAUAUUAGCUACAAUUUGAAUUGCUUAUUAAGCAUGUCUGAAAUAAAAAUUUUUAAGUUUCAUUUAUAAAUUCAAUUUCUUUUAUUACAAAUCAACGUAAAAGACGUGAUAAACUUAAGGAUAAGAUUACCUGCAAACCAGAAAAUAUUCAAACUUCUAUAUUUUUAUUAUUAGAAGUUGCUCUAAAUAGGUAAAUCAAUAAUUCAAUACUGGUCUACGUAUUGUAAAAAUGGACAUGAUGAUAAUCAUAUGAUAUUUCAUUAAUCAUUGCCAUUCCAUUCAAAAUAUCUGGAUCGAUAUGGUCUAUCUGUUUGAAAUCUUUUGUAUACUAAUUUGCGGACAAAUUUUACGAUCAUCCGGAGAAAAUAUUCGUCUUUCAAGUUUAGAUUGCCAAAAUUAUCAAAAUUCAUCGAUUAUUCCAAUAUGGCAAACUCCAGAUCAAGAGACUAUUUUAUCCGAGAUAUGUGAUUUAGUGGUAAUUUUAAGUGGCCUAAAAAAUGAUGAGAGUGACCUUAAUGAAAAUUCUAAUACCAAAUCUGAUAUUCAGUUGACCAACUAUCGGUUAGAACUGCUUCUAUCUUCCAGUCCUUUUAAUAAUGAAGCCAGUGGCAUCGCCGACAUUUACCAAACCGAGGAAAUAGUAUUACCAGAAGAAUCAAACGUUACAUCCAAAGGAGACCUUUCGAUCAAUUGUAGUUCCAAAGUCAAGAUCCAACCUGUUGAUCUAUGUGGCUCUAUUUAUAUAAUAAUUAAUUUAAAAAAAGUGGAUCGAGUGGUUGGUAUUGCAAUUGGUUCUCUUAGCCAGGAAAUCGAAGUUAAAUGUCCUUCUGAUGAAAAAGUUAGCCUUCGAUUACAAGUUAAAUACGAAAAUGGAUCUUUGGUUGAUACCUCAGUGAAAAAUCGUUUGAUUAUCAAAACCAAUGGCAAUUCUCUAGAAGCUCUCAAUGGAAUCAAAUUCAUCUUAACCAAUAAUGGCUAUUCUAGUUUUCGUCGGCGGUGUGGAAUCAAGGCUCUUCAAACAAUCGCUUUCCUUUUACCAGUUUACCGUGAUCCAUCAUCUGAUUUUGUUGAAAUUGACGGAAAAAGGUUUUUCAAUAUCGCUAAUGGCUAUUAUCUUCAAAAUGGUGAUAAAUUAGUCCGAGAGAAACGAGGCUUUUGUUCACCAUUUAUUCAGAUAAACUCAAGUGUCCCUGUUAAUAUUACUUGGUUCAAUUUGAUUGGUUUCACUUCACUACCAUCAGAAUUUGACUUACUGAUCAUUUUAGAUCCAUUUAAAAUCGAUGAAACAAUCCAGAAAUCAUUGGAACCAAGCAUAUUCACUUUCUCAUUAAAAUUACCUGCUGAUAUUGGUUUGCUUAAUACGACAAAAUGCACUGGUUUGGUUGUUGUUUAUCCGGCAAAUUCUUGUCAUAUCUUGAUAGUUCACUCAAAUGGACGAUCACCACGUAAAAUAAAUUACUUUGGCUAUGAAUUGUUGGACAAAAAGCUUUUCCUUUUGGAGUCUCAACAAGAUACAGUUAAACCUUCAUUGACAACUACUUUGGUGAACAAAUAUUUUUAUCAGACUUGGCUUAUUGGACAAACGGUCAACGUUAUUGGUUUAUAUAAACAAAGUUGUUCAAUAAAUGAUAAAUCAAUAUCUAUUUGUGAACAAAUCAGAAUAUUGCUGUUUGAUAUAUCCACGGUUAUUGGAAAGAUCAAGGUAAUAACACCUUGGGAAGAAGAGCAAGUCAACAAAUUAAUUUUAUUAAGCAGAGUUACCUCGACAUUGAUUAAAGAAAUAAUAAAUGGUGAUCUUGUAUCACUUUUUCUGCCAACUAUAAAGAUUUUCCGUUCUCUGAUCGUCCGAUCAUAUUCUGCUGCCGAUAGUCUGGAUAAAUACGAUCAAACAUAUUUUGGAACUAUCCAGCGAGUAAUCGAAGACAUUGCCGAGUCGGAACCACCAGCAAGUGAAGCAGCACUUAUUGUCCCUAAAAGAAUUAGAAUUUUCAUGGGAAGAUUAAUAAGAGAAGGUCCUUCAGCAAUUAUCUCCACUCUACCCAAUUUGAAGGGUAAAUUAUCUUUCCUGGAAAGUCUACGCCAGGUUAUUAUCUGGAUUCUUGAAGAUGUUCUAUGGGAUUUUGAGCUUCCAAAUGAAAUUAAAACGAUGCUGGUCGAGACAAUCAAUUCUCUAAAUCCAACUAUUUUCCAAGCAAACGUUAAAAAAUUAGUAGAUCUAAGUGAGAGUUGGUCUUCUAUUGAAACAGAUGAGGAGGCGAUCAAAUCAUCAACUAAACUAUUCUAUCAGCUUAUGUUUACUACAAAUAAAGAAAACAUUUGGUCUCGAUACGCACAAAUCUGGCAGUUAUGGUUAACACGUUUCAUGAUUGACUCACAGCGAUGGAUAUUUCUUGAAGGUUUGCCAAAUGACCCAAAGAACAAGGUUGAUAGUUAUUAUGAUAUUGAAAUUGACGAUCAAUGUAACCGAUACGCGAUACAAGUACUCAUCAACAACAAAAUUAUGCCCAAUUGGUUUCAACUUGAUAAUCUUGAAUCAAUUCGAGAGAAGGAAAUUUCAUCAUCAAAUCAGCUUGCAUUCAAAAACACUGGUGACUCGAUUUUGCGGGGUGAUUGGGAAAUUUUAACAGGAACAAUAUUCUGGACUCGGAUUAUGCUUUGUAAUUGCAACAAAACUCUAACCGAUCAAUGUAGCUUGUAAAUGUAUAAAUCUCUCCAAAGACAAAUGGAAUUGUUGGCGAUAUUCUUAAUAAUCUGUCAUGUAAUCUGAACUUCAAAA